AUUUUAUUGAAUUAAGUAGUGAAAUUUGACAUGUAUCAAACAUCACGAUAAGUUUUUCAAAUCUCGCUAGACGAUAUUUGCAUGGCACGUCCGUUCCGGACAAUCUCCUGACGGGAACCAUUCCGGGGACUUUUGGAGACCUCUCAAAGCUUCAACAUUAACCAGUUAUCUGGUACCAUACCUUCGGAAAUCUCGAAUUGCACAGCUAUCACGCAUCUGGAAGUCGACAACAACAAUAUCCCGGAAAAAUUCCCAAUCUUAUCGGCAAUUUAAUGAGCUUGGUUCUGUUCUUCGCGUGGAAGAAUAAGCUGACAAGAAACAUUCCGGCAAGUCUUUUCCAGUGCGUAUGUAAUUGAAAUCUUUUACAACUGAAAAUUUAUUAGGUGGUCCUCCAAAUCCCAUCCUCAGAUCCUGAAACAAAGUUUCUGUUUGGAGACUCAGAAAAGUAGGAAUUUUCUGAAAGAAAAUUAAACUCCUGAGUGGGUAAUUUACACAGCUUGGAGUCAUGGGAAAUUGCAUUGAGACGUAUUGGACAAGGAGGCGAGUGGAAGGAGAAACAGAGCCUCAGGAACAGAGCAAGCGAGAAAAUCAAGAAGAAAAUACAGGAAAAGGAAGUGGGAUUGUGAGGGAAAGUGGGCUUGUGAAGGAAAAUGGGUUUGGAAACGAAGGAAUGAGGGUGAAGGCGGUGCUGACGAAGCAAGAGCUGGAGUGGUUGAUGUUUCAGCUGAAGGGAAGGGGAGGAGAAGGGAAGAGAUUAGAAGAAGUUUUGGAGAAAAUUAAGAGAGGGAGAGCGGAGAACAGAGUCGGUGAAGCAUGGAAACCAUCGCUGGAGAGUAUCGUGGAGAUCCCUGAAGUGCCUGAUCACAUGGAUAGAUGAGUCCCCUGCUUUUCUUUUUCUUUUUUUUUUCCCCCUGCUUGCAUCUUCUUCUUCUUUUGAUGUUUUGGACAUCAAUUUUGAUGUGGGCGAUGAGCCAUGUUUGCAAUUAGCAAACAUCGGGAGCCAUGGGAGUUCUAAAGUCUUUUCAACAGAGAGCUUCUUCUUC
Malania oleifera is the source of this 1043-nucleotide messenger RNA. RefSeq lists its product as uncharacterized. NCBI's taxonomy places the organism in Eukaryota, Viridiplantae, Streptophyta, Magnoliopsida, Santalales, Ximeniaceae. Bases 506 to 877 code for a protein of 123 amino acids. The record is from RefSeq and is a predicted model, not a curated record. The transcript has a single exon.